AUGUCCCCGUCUCAGUUGCAGUUGCAGUUGCAUUGCAACUUAAGCGCUGAAAAAAAUAUUCAUCUGAUACAAAUAGGGUCCUCAUCUAAGAGAAGUGUUGAUGAUGCUGAGGAGUCAAAUGCCGCAGUCAAACGAUUCUGCAAGAAGAAGUGUAUCAUUCACUGCACCGACGAUAGCAGUGAUUUAGUUAAUCCUAAAGACGAGGAGUCGUGGAAAACCUUGCUACGAGCAGCAGAGAUUCGAAAUCAUCAAGAAAUCCUAGAACUUUCGAAGUCUUUAAGCGAAGGAGAAGUCCCGUUCAUUUACUACCAUCGAAAGUGUCGAAGCAUUUUUACAAUGAAAAAGUUAUUAGAUAAAUUAUCCCAGCAAUCAUCCAAUAGCCAGACUCAACCGGAAAAAGUGGCUAGGAGAGUCUCUAUUCGAGGAUCUUCCAAUAUUUCCACAACAUACGAGCGCAUUUGUAUUUUUUGUGAAAAGCCAAAAUAUUUCAAGGGUACAAGGAAUCGUGAGCCUUUAGUACAAUGCCGAGAUAUGCGUGCAGAUAGCUCUAUCAGAAAGAUAGCUACAGAAAAGAAUGACAGCAAGAUUCUUGCCCUUGUGUCGCGCGAAUUAGUUGCAGCAGAGGCUUGUUAUCACAGGACAUGCUACAGGAGUUACACUAGACCAGAAGCAAGCAGCAUUGUGAACCCUGAUAUGAGCAGUGAAUCUCCGGAUGAUGAAUAUGCCCGUCUAGAGUCUGAUGCUUACCAGAUGCUUUUUGACUUCAUCAGGUCAGAUGUAAUAGAAAAGGAGAAAGUCGUAAGGCUGUCUGAGAUGACGCAGUUACUUGUACAGUAUCUAAUGUCAUUAGAAGCUAAGGAAUGUAAGCCAUCAACAAAGAAGCAUAUCAAAAGGAACAUAGAAGCAGAAUUCAAUGAGUUGAUCAAGUUUGAAAACUUGCUAGACAACAACCGUGUAUUCCUAAUCCCUGCUAGCCUAACACCAGUGCAAAUCGCCAGAAAUGUACUAAAUAUCCUUAUGGCAGAAAAAGAAGACAAAGGCUCAACAACAAAGAUCUCAAAUAUUCAGAAAGCUGCAGCUGACAUCCGCGAUGCCAUUCGAAACGAAGAAAGCAAAAUGUCAUGGCCACCGCGCCCCUCAGAGCUCAAUGACAGCGCCAUAGAGGUCCCUGAAGAGCUAAGUGCGUUUUUGUAUACCUUGCUAACUGGCAACAAAGAUUCGUCAGAGGGAGAAUGUUGUCAAAGAGUCCAGCGGUUGAUGAAGUCGUUCGCGCAAGACCUAGUAUUCGGAGUAACCAGAGGGAGGAUUAAGCCGCCUAAACAAAUUCUUCUCUCGUAUGCUGUAAAAACUCUCACAAACAAUGUUGAGCUAGUGUCUAUACUAAACCGUUAUGGUCAUGGUAUUUCUUAUUCCCAGCUUGAGGAAAUUAACACUGCUCUUUGUAUGCAGAAAAUGGCAACAACAACAAGUGAAAUUCCUCUACCUGCCAAUAUACAACCUCAUGUUAGUACCACAUUAGCAUGGGAUAAUAUUGACCGACUAGAAGAGACUCUUUCAGGUGAAGGCACUUCACACCGUGUAAACGGCAUAGCAGUACAGGCGAGACAUUUUGGCCCCCAUCCCCUCACUGAGCAGCCACCUGGGAUCACUAAAAGUAAGCAAAGGAGUGUUGAACCACUUGAUGUUGUUGCUCUACCCAUUUACAAUGCAGGUGAACGUCAAGGCCCUAAGCCAAGGGCAUAUGUUGAAGUAAACGACCAGGAAGCGUUAGAAAAUGCCCGAAGAAAAACCCUUUUGUGGGUUUUAGUGCGCCUACAUGCACAGAUGAACCAGAAAGUUAGUGGAUGGACUGGCUAUAACAUUUUGGUGCGCAACGAAAUUGAGGCUCGUCAAGACAAUAUCGGAUACCUCCCCACCAUUGAUGCACCUGCCACUAGCAUGUCAACUGUUCAUGAGAUUUUGGUCCGCUCCCAGAAGAUCAGAGAAGCUCUUGAACUGAAGAGCAUAGUACUCGUAUUUGAUCAAGCUCUGUAUGCCAAGGCAACAGAGAUAGCUUGGAAACAUCCAGACAAGUUUUCAGAUAUUGUUAUUCGGAUGGGUGUCUUCCAUACAGUGUGCACACUUCUUUCCAUAAUCGGAAAGAGAUUCCAAGACGCUGGUUUAAGGGACGUUUGCAUUGAAUCAGGGGUAAUUGCUGAAGGUUCUGUGACAGGAGUUCUUGAAGGACGUAGAUACAACCGUGCUGUCAGGUUUCAUAAACUGAUGUAUGAAGCACUCCAAAGACUUAUCUGGAAAGGAUUUCAGACGUGGGUAGAAGUAAAGUUCCCCGAGAAGAAACAGUUUAUCCAAGAUUUCUUUGCCGGAUUGAAACCUUUAUACGACAACCUGUGCCAAAAGGAACAACAGAGGGUCUUGGAUAGUCAAAGUUUCCCAGAGUUUAUCACACUGUACGAUAUGUACCUUGACUAUCUACGCAAUAACAACGGGAAACUAUCUAGUUUCUGGAUGUCAUACAUUGAUCUCGUUGACAUUCUGCUGAAUAUGGUGAGAGCAUCAAGAGAAGGACAUUGGGAGCUACAUUUAUCAGCCAUUGAACAAAUGAUACCAUGGUGCUUUGCCUAUGAUAACGUAAAUUAUGCCCGCUAUUUACCUGCAUACCUGUCUGAGAUGACCCACCUCGAAGAGACCCAUCCUGAGGCUCAUGAAUUUCUUAAGUCUGGUGGAUUCUCGGUCCAGAUCGGCGACCAAAACCCCUUUGGUAGGGUUCCAGUUGAUCAAACAUGCGAGGAGACGGUCAAUAAGGACACCCAGACAGCCGGGGGCACCAAAGGCUUCAGUCUUAAAGCAGGAGCAGUUAGCAAGUAUUAUAUAGUGUCUGAAUUUCGCAGUAUUUUUUUGAAGCAGCUGAGGGACAUGCUAAAUCUAAGCAAAUCCAAUUCUGGGCAUACUGAUCUUCAAAAAACAAGAAUUGUAAGAGACGAGGCUGACGUGAAGUCGCUGAUUGCUAUGCUAGAAAGCAACUGGAUAAACCCAUUCAGUGCUGAACAGCAGGAUCUGGUAUGCUUGUCAACCGGAAAGGUUGCCACCCAAAAGAUAGAGGAAGACUUGUUGGGCGCAAAAUCUGUUGGGGAAAAGGCAUACAAAGAAUUUCGUGCACAGCGCUUGGAGGCAAAUCCACCAGUCAAAUUUCACGAGACCCUGAAGAAAUCAAAGCUGAAGACAUUCUCUGAUCUUAACAAGAAGGUGAAAUUCAAGAGCAAAACAGCAAAUGAGAUCAUCCUAAAAGCUGAUAGAGCUCUUUUUGGUCAAAUGGUUAUAAUUGCAGAAAACAGACAACUUCACAUGAGAGAUGUCCUCUGUCAUCCGUUGGGACCUCUUCCUUGGGCACUAUCCACAGUAGAUGGGUCACUACGGAAAACCAGCAAAGCAGCACUAGCAAAGGAGCUGCAAAAGAAUGUACCUGCUGCGGAGGAAAUUCCUCAGCCAUCUGCAUGCAUCAUAGAUGGCAUGGUACUAGUGCAAAGGUUGAAAGGUGACCAUAAGAAGUUUUCAGAUGUUGCUGACUCCUUGUUUGGAAUGGUUCUACAUGAGGGUGCGUCCUCGAAGAGAAUUGACGUUAUCUUCGAUGUGUAUAGAGAGAAUUCAAUUAAGAAUACGGAAAGAGAGCAUCGAGGAGCUGAGUAUGGAAAUGAAUUUAGAAAUCUCCAACCCGACCAUAAGGUGCAGCAGUGGAGAAAGUUCCUUCUGAAUCCGCAGAAUAAGAAAGCCUUAACAAUAUUUGUGACCAAAGAAUGGCAACAAGACAAGUAUAGAAGAAAGCUCACAGACAAGGUCCUAUUUGUAGCCUGUGAAGAAGAGUGUCACCAAAUCUCACCAGAGGCUGCCUUUACCGUUGAAGAACUUAGCUCAACACAAGAAGAAGCUGAUACAAGGAUUCUUCUUCAUCUCUCUCAUGCAGCCAGAUCAGAUUACAACACAUUGAUUGUGGCAUCAGAAGAUACAGAUGUCUUCAUUCUUUGUGUGUCAUUCAAGCACUUAAUUCCGUCGUCAAUAUUUUUUAAGUGUGGAACACAAACAAGAGUUAGAUACAUCAGCAUUACGAGUAUAGUGCAAGCCCUUGGUCAAAAUUUGUGCAGCAGUCUCCUUGGCAUGCACGCUUAUACUGGUUGCGACACCGUGAGUGCUUUUGCUGGGCGGGGUAAGAUUGGUGCACUUCGAAUCGUUAAAGAACAGAGAUCCUUUCAGGAAAUGUUUGACCUCUUAGGAGUGGAAUGGGAACUCUCAGAUGAUCUAUUUCAGAUGCUUCAGAAUUUCACCUGUCGUAUGUACAGUUCCCGCCCAGGAACAAACAGCAUCAAUGAGCUAAGAUAUAGAUUGUUCUGUUCAAAGAGAGGUAACAUCGAGUCCGACCAACUACCACCUUGUGCUGAUUGCCUGUAUAAACAUGCGUGUCGAGCAAACUAUCAAACAGGGAUCUGGAGGCGAAGUCUUGAGAACUGCCCUGAAAUUCCAAGUCCCUUAAGACAUGGCUGGAUUCAGGAUGAGAACAAGUUAGGGAUUGAUUGGAUGAGUGGUCAGCCAGCUCCUGCAACAGUUUUAGAGCUACUCUCUUGUUCUUGCACAAGAUCUUGUAGGCUCCCGAACUGCAGCUGCCUCGCAAAUGGUCUUAAGUGCACAGACAUGUGCCGGCUAUCCGAGUGUGAUAACAGGCGAGAAGAACAAGCUGUCACAGUAGACGUCGAUGCCGAUGAUGACGAGAGUGACGAGGACUAG
Porites evermanni is the source of this 4773-nucleotide messenger RNA. The record is from the annotation of a GenBank genome assembly. Lineage: Eukaryota; Metazoa; Cnidaria; Anthozoa; Scleractinia; Poritidae.